Myxocyprinus asiaticus (Chinese sucker) is the source of this 2745-nucleotide messenger RNA. RefSeq lists its product as uncharacterized. Bases 247 to 2616 code for a protein of 789 amino acids. Gene Ontology annotation, cellular component: small-subunit processome; nucleolus. NCBI's taxonomy places the organism in Eukaryota, Metazoa, Chordata, Actinopteri, Cypriniformes, Catostomidae. The record is from RefSeq and is a predicted model, not a curated record. Gene Ontology annotation, biological process: rRNA processing. The transcript is spliced from 15 exons.
CUACUGACGUGCGUCAUCUUUAUGCGCCGAAUACUUGCUCUUGUGGUUGCCGAUGUAGAACUAAAUAGUGAAUUUGUCGACUGGUAAAUUUGUCAUUCGGGUUUUGAAAUAAUGUUAUGUUGUUAUUUUUUCUAAGGCUAUAUUGACUUUCUAAAUAGCUGAUUUUAUUUUACACCAGUUUGGAGAUCGGAGAUUCAUCGACACUGUUUUCUCAUUUCUACUCGACACGUGGUUACACAGAUCAGCAUGGUUAAAUCCAGCUCUCAGACAGAAUCAAAAACAUCAAGCAGUCAAGGUGUAAAGGUAACUUCAGAAAUGGCUGCUGCUAGCGGUGUUGAAGAGGAACUUUUCAUGGACAAUGAACAUGUUAUCAGUGCCAGUGAAGAUGAGGAGGGCAGCGAUGAUGAGAGGAAACACAACAAGAUGCUGGAAGCCAUCAGUUCUCUGGGUGGAAGAAGAAGGAAAAAACAGAACGAGCGCUCUGAAGCGAGUCUGCAAGUCUCCGAGUUCUUUGUCAAUGCGGAGGGUGCUGGAGAUAAGGUCAACCUUUCUGACCUGCUGGGAACCAUGGAGAAAACUUCAGGAACCUCCAAGACUAAGAAACAGCUAAGGAACCUGCAGAACAGAAAAGACACGUUGGAGCUCCCGCUCAACAAACAGCAGACUGAAAAGAUUCAGAGAAGUAUAGCAUAUGAGAAGACCACUAAAGAAGUGUCUCGCUGGCAGAACAUGAUAGUACAGAACCAGAAGGCCGAGCAGCUGGUCUUUCCUCUAAACCAGGAGCCUUCAGGGCCCAAAAGGGUGGAGCAGAUUGUAGCUGGAUGGAAGGUUCAGACACCUCUUGAACAAGAGAUUUUCAAACUCUUGCGCAACAACAAACAGCCAGUCCAUGAUCCUGUCCUGACUCCUGUAGAAGAGGCAUCGCUUAAGGCCAUGAGUUUGGAGGAGGCUAAGAUUCGUCGUGCAGAGCUCCAGAAAGCAAGAGCACUCCAGUCAUACUACGAGGCAAAAACCAAAAGAGAGAAGAAAAUCAAGAGCAAAAAGUACCACAAAGUUCAGAAGAAAGCUAAACGUAAGGAAUUUCUGAAGCAGUUUGAUGAAAUGUUAAAAACGGAUCCCACAGGAGCUUUGGAAGAGCUAAAAAAGAUGGAGCUCUCCAGGAUGGAGGAGAGGAUGUCUCUGAAACACCAGAACAGUGGCAAAUGGGCCAAAUCAAAAGCCAUCAUGGCCAAAUAUGAUGAUUCGGCACGUAAAGCAAUGCAGGAGCAGCUGCAGAUGAAUAAAGAUCUGACCCAGAAGAUGGUGGUGCUAUCUGAUGAUGAUCAUGAAAAUGAAGAUGAAGAAUCUGAGAGGGUUCCUGAUUUUGUAAACGAUCCUGAGCUGAUCAAUGACAACGUCAAUCCAUGGAUGAGAGGCAAGCUUACACGUGAAGAACCUGAGGUCAGCACAGUCACAACAGAGCAUGCUCCAACUGCUGAAGAGGAGGAGAAAGAGGAUGAGGACGAGGAACUUCUUGAUGACUUUGAGAUGAAGAGGAGGCUGAGGCAAGCAGAUAAAGAGGACUUGAUUCCUGCACCCACAGAUGAAGAGGCCGAAAACACAAGUGAGGUAUUGAGAGAAGAGGUGGUUGGAGAAGAUGUGGUUGAGGUUUCUGACAGUGAGGAGAAUGAUGAUGAAGAGGAGGAGGCUGUUUCUGAGUUUAACACUAUUUUCAAGCUUAUGAGAAGUGAGAAGACACGUGAAGGUCCAGCUCAGACACAGGAAGGGCAAGAAGAUGAAGAUGGGCUUUUAGAAGAGGGACACAUUUGGGUCAGGGAUAUGGAAGAUCUGGAUGUGUUGGGGGAAGUUUUGGACCCCAAACCAAGCACAGCUCCAUCAGUCCCAGAAACAGCUGCUGUGGAGGCAACAUCUGAACCACUUAAAAAGAAGAACAACAAGGAAAUCAACCUCAAUGAAGUUCUGACUAAAGAGGCUAAAGUCAUCAAAGUGCCCUUUGCGCCAACAGUCGUUGAAGAAGAGCAUGAUGAACAGAUCAACAUCAUCAAGGAGGCUUUCGCUGGAGAUGAUGUCAUAUCUGAUUUCCUAAAAGAGAAAAGGAAACAGGAGGCGGCGGGACGGCCAAAAAUUGUGGACCUGACACUGCCUGGCUGGGGAGAGUGGGGGGGUGUUGGUCUCAAACCAUCACGCCAAAAACGCAAAAGAUUUAGAGUAAAAAUGGCCCCUCCACCUCCAAGGCAAGACCAGAAACUGCCUGAUGUCAUCAUAUCAGAGAAGAGAAAUACAUCAGUUGCUGCCCAUCAGGUUAGCCACCUACCGUUCCCCUUUCAAAACACUGCACAGUUUGAGUCCUGCAUCCGUACUCCUAUCGGACAGACGUGGAACACACCAAUCACUGUGAAGAAGAUGACAGCACCCAAGAUCGUCACUAAAAUGGGGGCAAUCAUUGAGCCUGUGGUCAAAGAGGACUUCAUAAAGGAUAGGACUACCACAGCAGCAGAUAAAGGAUCAGCGAUCAUGUUGGGAGAAGCCAAUAAAAGACCAAAAAAAGGCAGACAACGGUCAUCAGAAAAAAAUCACGGAAGAGGAUCAAAGAGGAGAAAAAGAAACAAUCUUUGAAGACUUUGUGACUUCUUUCAGAGUAUGCAACAACAGUGACAGGAACCUUGUACUUAAGCAAAGAUUUGUAUGGAAAUUGAUGUAGGACACAUUUCUAUAAUAAAGCAAAACUGCUGAGCUUCAUUGAAA